UUUUGUUGCCAUUUCGGAGGGCGCCAUUUAGAGAAUUAAUUUGUUUUUUUUUUAUUAGAAAGCGGAGCUAAAUGGCUACUACCGCUCGAAAGAGUAAGCCAGACAGGACCCGGACGGAGGUUGACAAAGCCAUAACUGAGAAUGUGCGAAAACUGGUCAGGAACUUGUCGGAACCGGGGACCAGCGAGGAGAAGUUGCGCAGGAUGGAGGACACGGCAUCAAAGAUACUCACUAAGCAACGCUGGGAAUGGGUCCCCACAGGCACGGAGGUGAAACGCAGCCUGGACGAUCUGGCGGAGCGUUUCCGGGUGGAGGGCAUGGCAUCAUUUGGAGAUACCAUCAAGGAGAUGGCCUACAAGUAUCUGGCCAUGAAUGAAAUUCAACAGCAUCCCGAUCCUCAUGCUGGAGGGCCAAUGCUGGAAUUCCUGCUCAUCAUAGCCAAUAAUCCGGUGCAAAACAUCCGGCGCAACCGGGCGUUUAUGGAACAGCAGCGUCUGGCCAUGAUCGAAAGCAUGGAGGCGGACGAGCGACGGACACAGGUGAAACUAGAGGAAGCCAUCAAUUCCGCCGAAACGGAGGUGGACUGGGCAGCCCUGCUAGCCGAGGAUUUCCUGGAUCCGCCAGAGGAUGACAGCUCGGACAGCUUAAGUGACUGGUCGGAUGAGUCGGACUGCGACUCCACAACUACUUUGCAUCCCGAUGAGAAUGUAGGCACCUCGCGAAGCCUCCCGGACAUGGCCAUGGUUUAUAAGCAGGCCAUAAAGGCGGCAGGCCCGAAUGGAAAUAGGAACAACAUCUACAUGCCGCCCGUGCCCGAGCAGCGCGUCAUCAAGAGUAACGUCUUCCGGAUAGCGCAACCAUCCGUUCUGAGUCUCAACAAUUACGAGGGCAAUCACCUGAGACGGAGCAAACUGCUUCAGUUGCCGCCACCCCAACCGCCCCAAGCAACCACUCCGUAUUGGCAAAGUGAUAGCAACGCGGACGUGCUCUUGCGUACAAUCCACGCCCACUGGUGGCGUCCUGACAUCCAUUUGAACGCCCUGCCCUCCAGUACAAAUCCACUGGACAACUUUGCCGUGAGCUACGUGCAGUUUCUGAACUCCCAGGCCCGAGGCCUCUUGGCCCUGCCACUGCCCAAAACCACCACGGAGUCCUGUCUGCUAAGGGAGAUCCUCUUAAUGUUCGUGUGUCCAUCAAGUUGUUGUUUCUUUAUAUUCAACAAAGAGACUCGUCGCAUUACUGUGCGCGAGAAUGUCAGUAUCUGCACAGUGACUGCGUGCACGCUGCAAAAUUUUCUGCUUCUUAAUGUGGUGCCUGCGCUGGAGGACAUGUUGGAAGUGCAACGCAUCAUCGAGGCUCAUACGUUGCAGGUCGACGGCAUAAAGACAACGAUUACCCUGCAAUGCUUUGCAUGCGGCCUGAGGGAUCUUGUCCGGCCCAUUUCCCAACUCCUCAUCGCUUACGAGGAGCGUGUCAUUGAGGAUCCCGCGACAAAUACGCUAAUCAAUCUUACGAUUGAAUUCAAGGAACACUUUCGCCAGCUGCGUUUGCUGCGACUGCUGGCCGAAGAUGUCAUCCUGGAUAAGGGUCCACCGCACCUACGCAGCGCCUACUUGCUAUCCAGACUCUAUAAGCAGACCAUGCCGCAGGUGCCGCACCAGAAGCUGGCCAUUGCCCUGCUGCUCUUUUCCCUGAGGAUAUACUGUAGCAUCAUCGACGGCUGGUGGCGCAGGGCCACGCUGGAGGAUCGCCUUGACGAGUUCAUCGUGGAAAUAUGUAUCGAGGAGGACGCAAAGCCCCGUAGCUACGUGCGCAAACGCAGUGUGAAUUGUGAGGAAAGUUUGGAAGUCGUAGAGAUCUUCAAUAAGCUGCAAUCCUGCCCACUUUACCAGCUACUGCUGGAGCAUGCCCUGGAGUCUGGAGAAACGCAGGACCUGCUGUCCAGUGUAAAUAAGCUGGGCGAGAUGCUGACCACCAACAAUGAAAGCCAACCGCCGUCACUGCACGAUGAGCUGGUCGCCCAGGUUUUUACCCAGAUUGAGGUUUACUGUGGUAGAGUUCAUGCGGAUGAGGAGGAUGAACCGGAGCCGGAGGAGGACAUAGAGCAGUCACACGACGAUCUGAUUGCGAGCAAUGCGCAGGGCAUUAGGAAUCUUGAUCUCUUUGCCAUAUUUACCCAGCCGGUGCAGCAACGACGUUUAGAGCGACAACGCGAUCGGCUGAGAAAGAAGCCCAUUCAAUUGGCCAACAUUUUGAAGCGCUUGGAGCGCUCCACUUGUCUGCAGCUAAAGUCUGAGUUGCCGGAGGCGCUGGGUGUUAUUCUGCAAAAGAGACAGUGCCUGGCGAACGAGUACGCGAUGGAAGCGUACUGCAAGGAUCUGCACCUGGCCGAGAACGUGCGAUUCGUGCGGCACACGAUGAUGCUGGAGGCGUACUACAUACUCGUGCCCCACUACACUGCACUCUUCGCGCGCAUUGAGAGGAACGAUAGCUGGGCACGGAGCUCAGUACUCACUUCCAUGCUCUGCGCUGUGCUGUGUCCAUAUUACCCGCAAUUAGCUAAACGCCUUCAUGUCGCGGUUAUAUCACAGAUAAACUCGAAUUCAACAAAGGUCUAUGAGGCCCUGGAGGCAAUUGAACUUGUUUAUGAGAUGCCAGUAGCCAUGCAGCGCAUCCUCACAGCCAAGCACAUGCAAGACUACAAUUUGGUGUGGCGGCUGAUGCUGAAGGUGAAGUGGGCCGUCUGGAAGCUGGAGACUCUGGAGUUUCUGCGCCGCGACACGGCAAAUCCAUACGCUCCUCUGGAUUUGCUCGGCCUGACCAUCCGUCGCCUGGAGAUUGUGCGCUUCUGGUUGAUUUUCCUCAUCAACAACCUGCACACGCACAUUAUGGAGGCUGUGGGUGAGCAGUUCGAGCUCAGGAUUGGCAAGUGCAAGAACAUCCGCCAGUUGAGGAUCAUGCACGACGAGCACCUGUCGUGGCUGAAGAAACAUUGCAUGCUGACCGACGAAUUCAAGGCAUUUCGCGUCGCCCUCGAGCAGCUCUUUCAUCUGGUCUUCGUGCUGGACAUGGAGUGGAACACUUGCGCCAGCUACAUGGGCGUCAACGAUGCCCUUUGCUUGGACUUCACCCUUUCGGAUGACGGCAUUGAUGACGGCGAAUCGGAACGCCGGAGUUUUGAGUACCUGGCGCUCAACCAGGUGGCGGAGAUCGAGAUGACGUACAUACGGUGCCACCGCACGUUGGCCGACAUCCUCAACACGCUGGUGUACCAGAACGACCAUAGAUUCCUGUCUGCCUUGGAGGAGACCAUCAGCUCCAGUAUGCCCCAUUAGAAAUGAAUCUCCACAAAGGAUCUUGUUGCGCAUUACCAUGACCAUUACCAUUACCAGUGCCAUUACCGAUAAUCCCGACAUUCCCAUACCAAGUGAAUUAAAGUGAAUUUUGUUAAUGAAA
Drosophila teissieri is the source of this 3456-nucleotide messenger RNA. RefSeq lists its product as uncharacterized. The coding region runs from base 72 to 3335 and encodes 1087 amino acids. Gene Ontology annotation, biological process: mitotic cell cycle; spindle assembly; cytoplasmic microtubule organization. NCBI's taxonomy places the organism in Eukaryota, Metazoa, Arthropoda, Insecta, Diptera, Drosophilidae. Gene Ontology annotation, cellular component: equatorial microtubule organizing center; gamma-tubulin complex; spindle pole. Gene Ontology annotation, molecular function: gamma-tubulin binding; microtubule minus-end binding. The record is from RefSeq and is a predicted model, not a curated record. The transcript has 6 exons.